AUGAAUGAUGUGAUCAUUACAAGUCCAUCUAUUUCUUUUGCCAUUAGUAAUGAUGUUUCUCGAUUUGGAAGCAUUGUGGAAAAUGAUAGUAUGCAAGAGUUUCGUGUUAUUGUUGAAGAUGUAACUGAUAAUCGGCCACCUGGCAUCCCUUCAUCUGUAGCAGUGAUGCCAUAUGUUCAAGAUGAAUCAAGUGAUGGAGUUUUAGUAAUUAGAAACAGAGAAAAUGAGAUUGUUGCUCAAUCUCAUAGCAAGGAUGUUGAGGAUGAUAAAGGAGUGAAUGGUGAACACCAUACAACAGUAGCUAAAGCUGAAGAUGGGAUGCAUGGUCUGCAGAUGAUGGGGACAUUAUCCACUUUUAUUGAGUAUAUGGUUAAUGGUUCACUUAGACAUGUUCUAUUGAGAAAAGAUAAAUCAUUUGAUCGGAGAAAGAGGCUUCUAAUUAUGCAAGAUGUUGCAGUUGGCAUGGAGUAUUUGCAUUGGAAAAACAUUGUUCAUUUUGAUUUAAAAUGUGAAAACUUGCUUGUUAAUUUGGGAGAUCCUCAUAGACCCGUAUGCAAGAUUGGUGAUUUUGGUUUAUCAAGAAUUAAACGGAACACACUUGUGUCGGGUGAAGUAAGAGGAACACUUCCAUUGAUGGCCCCGGAGCUUUUUAGUGUUCUUAACAAUCUAAUUUCCCUAAUCAUAUUUACUCUUAUGACAAUUUGUUAAUGUUAGCAUAUGAAGCUUUUGAAGGAAAGCAUACAUAACUAUGUAUUGCACUUAUGUGUUUUGACCUUUUUGCCCCUC
Lactuca saligna is the source of this 786-nucleotide messenger RNA. Lineage: Eukaryota; Viridiplantae; Streptophyta; Magnoliopsida; Asterales; Asteraceae. The record is from the annotation of a GenBank genome assembly.